UUACCCAGGUUCAUCUGUUUACAGCCCAGCACAACUUGGCUUGUUAAGAAACUUUUUUCGUCCACAUCUAGGAAAUUCUCUCAAUAUGACAACACAAUUACAAACUUGAGAAUAGACAAAAAUACAAGGGUGAUAUAUCAGGGAUUUACUGGUAAAGCGGCAUGUGAACGACUAUUACACACGAUUGAGUACGGAACCAACAUUGUGGGCGGGGUGUCACCUGGGAAAGGAGGGCAGACUCAUCUCAGUCUUCCACUUUUCAACACAGCAGAAGAGGCCAUGAAGGCUGUCAACCCGCAUGCAAGUGCUGUAUUUGUACCCGCGCAAUUUGCAGCCAGUGCUAUCAUCGAGGCUAUUGAGGCUGAGGUCCCACUCGUUGUGUCUGUUGCUGAACAUGUUCCAAUCCACGACAUGGCGAGGGUUCAUGAAGUGUUGAAAGCGCAAAAUAAAACUCGACUUGUGGGGCCCAACUGCCCCGGUAUCAUUGCACCUGAUCAAUGCCGUAUCGGAAUCAUGCCAUACAAGCAAUACACCAAGGGCGUAAUAGGUAUUGUCUCAAAGAGUGGGACUCUGAGUUACGAAGCUGUUGGUGCGACUACCAAAGCGGGACUUGGGCAGAGUAUCGUUGUAGGGAUGGGAGGUGACUUGAUGCCUGGAACUACCUUGCUUGAUGGCCUCAAGUUGUUCUUCGACGAUGUUGAGACAAAAGGCAUUAUUGUAAUUGGUGAAAUCGGUGGGGAGGCUGAGCUCAGAGCUGCUGAGGCCAUAAAAGCCUACAGAGAGUCAACUUCGAGCCCAAAGCCAAUUGUUGCUAUGGUUGCUGGAAGAACAGCGCCGCCCGGGAAGACGAUGGGCCAUGCCGGUGCUAUUCUUUCACCAGGAGAUGUGUCUGCCGAUGUAAAGGUUAAGGCGCUUCGGGACGCGGGUGCAAUUAUUGUGCCUCAUCCAGGAACGAUGGGCACGGAGAUGAAGAGACUACUGAGACUAUAA
Colletotrichum graminicola M1.001 is the source of this 990-nucleotide messenger RNA. Its product is annotated as succinate-CoA ligase. The transcript has 5 exons. The record is from RefSeq and is a predicted model, not a curated record. Gene Ontology annotation, molecular function: succinate-CoA ligase (ADP-forming) activity; succinate-CoA ligase (GDP-forming) activity. Gene Ontology annotation, biological process: tricarboxylic acid cycle. Gene Ontology annotation, cellular component: mitochondrion; succinate-CoA ligase complex (ADP-forming). NCBI's taxonomy places the organism in Eukaryota, Fungi, Ascomycota, Sordariomycetes, Glomerellales, Glomerellaceae. The annotation marks the transcript as partial.